Penicillium canescens is the source of this 1218-nucleotide messenger RNA. RefSeq lists its product as uncharacterized. Lineage: Eukaryota; Fungi; Ascomycota; Eurotiomycetes; Eurotiales; Aspergillaceae. The record is from RefSeq and is a predicted model, not a curated record. Bases 1 to 1218 code for a protein of 405 amino acids. The transcript has a single exon.
AUGGCUGGCAUUUUAGGUCCCCGGGCUCUAUCCUGGGCUUUGGUUGUGCUCGCAACAGGCGUGGUCUACAGAACAUACAUACACAAUAUCAUCUUCGUCACCAUCGGCGUUGGCCGGGAAAUCCAACCGAUCGAGGACUUUCCAUGGACUUGCACUCGUGUCCAGCACUCUCUCCUUGAAGGCUGCGAGGACCUGUGGCUUGAUGACCAGGAAAGAAAGCUAUAUGCAGCAUGCACCAGCCUGGACUCUCGUCAGGGUUGGUCCCCUGCAGGCGACCACUACAACAUCUCCGCGAGAUCCCGCACGGAUCACAUCGCUGUUCUUGAUAUUGAUCAACCUGGCUUGAAUGGGCUGUACGGCCUACGGCAGCUCCAAAUUGGCGGAUAUCACGAUGAUCUUGACUUGCAUGGAUUCGACGUUCGCAACAUUGAAGGCCGGCUUCGAUUCUGGUUGAUUAACCACAGACCCCCUGUUGACCCUGUGACUGGGGAAUUUCUUGAUGCCAGCACCGUUGGGGCAAAUUCGACUGUUGAGAUCUUUGAUCUGGACGAGGCUUCGGAGACGCUUGAGCAUGUUAAGACCGUGGCCAGCGAGGCGAUUAUUACGCCCAAUGGUGUGGCCGUGGAAGAAGAUGGUCUGGGCUUCGUGAUUACGAAUGACCACAAUACCAAAACUGGCGCUUUUCGUGGCCUAGAAAUGCUGAUUGGGGGUGGAAGUCUCGCUUAUUGUCGAUCUGACACGGGGAAAUGCCAUAUCGCCGCUGACAAGGGAUUCUCCACCGCCAAUGGAAUAGCCCACGACAAGAAUGGUCACUACUAUGUCGCUCACUCUGUGACUGGUCUCAUUACUGUCCACGAACUCGUCAAUGACCAAUUGAUCCAGGUUGAUUCCAUCCAUACCGGGUACCCAAUGGAUAACCUGUGGCUAGAUGCAGAUGGCAACCUCAUUGCAGCUGCUUUCCCUGACUCCAUCGCAUUUGUGAAAUCUACCAUGGACCCAUACAAUGUAGUAGCACCUGCUACUGUCCUUACAAUCAAUGGAAUUGCCAAUCAACUAAAGACACUCGGAAAGGAUUCUAAAGUGGCGAAAUUGGUGGAGGAUAGAGAUGCCAAGAGCCUUCCCAGCUCGACAGUUGCAGUGCAUGAUGUGAAGGGCCGUAAAUUGUUUUUGGCGGGUGUUUUCUCUCCAUUUAUUACAAUUUGUGAGCAGCGUAUCUAG